Messenger RNA from Radiomyces spectabilis, 1081 nucleotides. RefSeq lists its product as uncharacterized. The coding region runs from base 196 to 738 and encodes 180 amino acids. The transcript has 3 exons. Gene Ontology annotation, biological process: regulation of transcription by RNA polymerase II. Gene Ontology annotation, cellular component: mediator complex; core mediator complex. The record is from RefSeq and is a predicted model, not a curated record. Lineage: Eukaryota; Fungi; Mucoromycota; Mucoromycetes; Mucorales; Radiomycetaceae. Gene Ontology annotation, molecular function: transcription coregulator activity.
CUUUAAUGGCUUGCCCUUUGGUAUCACAUCAUCGAUAUUAUUGUGCUUAUAGGUGCGUAGGUGCGUAUCGACAAAAUGUUAAGUGCUGAAAAUGGAAUUAAUCAUUGCCUAAAUAUGCGGUCAAUCCUUUUUUGUUAUAUCUAGCCACGAUUGCCCGGUUUCAUGUAAUGAGGUUUGGCUUCGGCAGAAAUUCCGAUGGACAGAGUACGUUUAACUGGCAUUUAUUCCAUGAAUACAAUGUCAGCCAUCUUCAGGCAUUUUGCACGUAGUCGCAGCAUGAAUUUGGAGGUGGUUGUGACAGCCUUUUUGGUGCUGCAUGCCGGAAAAAUCCAAGAAAAAGCCCAGCCCAGAAGGCCUAAAUUUCAGCACCAUUUUAAUAUUACUGACUUCCCUUCAUGUCCCAUGACUCAUAAUCAGCCUUCGCGAUUAACGGGGAGUCAGGAUCUCUUGACUUACUUCAACAUUAUACCGAUAUACAAUAAAUACGUUCGUCCCUAUUCUCCACCCAAUCGAGCCGCAGGCUUGGACCCAACAUUAUCUUCUUAUAUCGCGAAUCUGCCUGGAAAGAAUGAUAUGGAACCCGACGGCUAUCUGCUCAAUCUUUUACGUGAUCCACAAGCGGUAGAAAGCGGAGCAGCCAUUCGACCCUUGGAUGCCGAAACGCUGAAAGAAGCCUUCUCGCUCAAAGAAGGCCCCAUUCCAAGAGUAAGCUACUCUGUCAUAUAUUUAUAUUUAUAAAUAUAAAUGGCAAUGUGGGACUAGUUCAAGAUAAGCUAACUGGAAGGACAGUUUGAUGCUUCUAUUUUCGGCACCGAUGACAAUGGCGUUGCUGAGAAAGACGCUUACGGAGUGCCUACAGGUAAAUAGUGGUUGACAAACAAGCAGUGGGGAAUUCAGCCAUAAGAGGCUAUGUGACAAGAAUAAGAAGCAGAAGUAAGAGGAAAUGUGAGAGUAAACAUUGAUAAACCAAAAUUCUAUCAAAUAGGUGAAGGCGAGAAACGACACAAAAAGAAGAAGAAGAAACGGAAACAUAACCAUGAACAUGAAGAAGAUGGACACUCUCACAGCGAACACAAGAAAA